AUGACAAAGAGAAUGGACAGCCGCUUCAAACCGAAAGUCAAAAUUGGAAGUUACAAAGAUGAAGAUAUUGAAGUUAAAGUUCGCAAAGGCUACAAGUGGGUUGAUCAGCUUCCAAAUUUCUGGCUAAAGGAUCGACCAUGGCAUGUUGGUUUCACCGGAACGUCUUGCCCAAAAACCGACUUUUUGGUUCUCAUCGAAACUGCCCCUAAGAAUCUCGCCUACCGUAUCGUUCUUCGACAAUAUUUCAAAGAACUCAAAGAACAGGGGAUUAAAUUUGAGCACAGAUUCAUUUUCGGAAGAGCAAAUGAUGAUAUCAACGUUGAAUUGAGAAACAACGAUGAUGUUGUUUUUGGCGAAUUUACCGACAGCUAUGCAAAUCUUCCGCUGAAAACAAAAGUUGCUUACGAAUAUCUUCAAUCUUGCCCCUCGACCCCCAAAUUUUUCCUCGUCCACGACGAUGAUACUUGGAUAAAUCUUCCGCUCAUGGCUAAACGAAUGAGCGAAAAAGACGGAGACAAUCGUAUCUUUGGAAGAGUCAGAAAAGGCGAGCCAAGGGGACCUUGGGCAAUUGAAAAAGAUCUUGCCACUAAUAAAACGAUUUGGGCACCGGAUUAUUGGCCGAUGUGGGUUGCCGGGCCAUGUACUUUUAUGACGGGCAAUACCGGUAUCCUGAUUGCAGAGACAGCCGACAAUACGAACUGGGUAGAGUCCAUUCCUCCCGAAGACGUGUUUUUCACCGGAAUCGUUCGCCUCAAAGCCGGACUCCCAAAUCCAUACGAAGUCGAAGAUUUCAAUCCCGAGCCCACUUACUGUAUUCACUUCAAAAACGAUCUUACUAAAUUGAAGAAAAAGACGGGCUACAGCAGUCAAAAGCACAUCAAAUAUGUCCGGACAUGA
Messenger RNA from Oikopleura dioica, 897 nucleotides. The record is from the annotation of a GenBank genome assembly. NCBI's taxonomy places the organism in Eukaryota, Metazoa, Chordata, Appendicularia, Copelata, Oikopleuridae.